AUGUUUCCUAUGAAAUAUCUAUUCUAUUUUAUUCUUUUACAUUUGAUUAUUGGUCAUCCUCAAAUCAAUCUUCAUCAUACAGGUUGGGUACGUGAAAAUGAAGAUAAUGAUGUAUUACAACAUGAUUGUUUAAGUCUUGAUAUUUUAAAUGAAGAAGAAAAUGCUAGUCGUGAAAUAAUAUCCUAUUGUAUGAGUGAAUUACCAUCGAAAUUUCAAGUCGAAGAAAAUGAUUUAUUUCCAAAAUUUACAUUUGGCGAACUUUCAAAUCAAAAUAUAACAAGUCAACAAUUAUAUCUUUGGUCAGCACCAAUGGAUACUAUUGAAGAUUAUCAAUCGUAUUUAAAUGAAUUAUUAAUAUUUAGUAAAUCAUCUUUAUCAAAAGAAGUUUUUUAUAAUUGUACAUUACCAAGAUUUGGUUCGAUGUGUCAAUAUGAAAUUGAUUAUAAUCAUUCAAAGCAUUCAUCUUUAAAUGAUAUCAUUACUGAUUUUUAUCGUACUCAUGAAUAUAAACCAAUUAAUUAUACUUGUUAUACUCAUUUACAGUGCAAUCGUGGUCAUUCACCAACAUGUUUAGAUUGGACUGAGAUUUGUAACGAAGAAAUUGAUUGUCUUGAUGGUGGACUUGAUGAAGAAUAUUGUUGGCAACUUGAAAUAAAUGAAUGUAAUCAUAAUGAAUAUCGUUGUGCCAAUGGACAAUGCGUAUUAAAACUGUUUUUGCACGAUGAUGAAAAUUUUCCUGAUUGUCUGGAUGGCUCGGAUGAACCUUCUUAUAUUGCGUAUAAGAAACGCGGUGAAUGUUUUCAAAAUAAACCAUCAUUUGAAUGUGAAGAUAUAACAUGUAAAGAUCCACUAUGUCAAAAUGCAAAAUGCAUCGGUUCUUGUUGGCCAGGACGUCAAAAAACAAUAUUUAACAAUAUAUAUUCUAUGAAAGAUAAUUCUACAUCUGAUCAAUGUUGGUCUGCAUUCGUAUGUAAUGGUAUUAAUUUACAGCAGUCAUCUCUACCCAACUGUGUUACUUCUUGCGCAAACAAUAACUGUUAUCAAGUAAUUGAAAAUGAAUGUCCAGAUAAGUUCUAUAUGCCAACUAUUCCAGUUUUAUUUGGUGAUAUUUAUUUUGCUUAUGAAAAGUGUAAACCAUGCAACGAUCAUAAUAAAGGAUUUAAGUAUCCUUAUAUAUGCUAUAAUAAUUCUCGUUAUGAUAGUUAUUUUAAUGAAACUUCAAGACACGUACAUAAUCAUACAACAUUCUCACUCAAUAAUCGAGUGUGUCAUCGUCGACUAUCUGAUUUUCUCUUACCUACCAUAGGUGGUAUACCCGAUAUGGUAACCGAAUUAUCUCUUUUGUAUGUGUUACAUCCGGAACUUUGGCAAUAUCAAGAAAUUUAUAAUUAUAAUUCUACGAUUUGUAAUAGAUCAAAUAUGUAUCAAUGUUCCAAUUCAUUAAAAUGUAUUUCUAUAUAUCGUCGUAUGAAUGGUAUAAAUGAUUGUCCGAAUAGUGAUGACGAAAAUAUAGCUUCAACUAAUCAUACUAUUUCUAUAGAAGAAGAAUCAUACAUAAAAUUACAAAAUUCCAGCGAACAUAUUUCAUUUCAAACAAUUUGUGAUGGAUUUACUACAUUAUUACCUAUUCCAAUAGAUGGACAAGAUGAAACAGAUGAGACCGAAUGCAAACAUUGGUCAUGUAAUAAUGUUUAUACUCAUUGUAACGGUUUAUGGAAUUGUCUUAAUGGUGAAGAUGAAAUUGAUUGUGGUUUAUCAUCAUCAUUAAAUUGUUCUUCAGAUGAACAUCAAUGUGUUUCUCCUCGUACAAAUCAAUUUAUGUGCUUACCAAUUAUUCAAGCAAAUGAUGGUAUAGUUAAUUGCCUUGGAGCUACCGAUGAACCAGCAUUAUGUCGCAAAAAAUAUGAAAUACAGUAUAAAAAUAACUUUUAUUGUAUGAAUCAAAGUCAAGAAUCAUGUGUUCCUUCUAAAAAAUUAUGUGAUACACAAAAUGAUUGUGGCAAUGGAAAUGAUGAACAAUUUUGCACACAAGUAACAGGAGGACCAAUCCUUUCUACUUGUUGGGCGCUUGAUCAUCCAAGUAUUUCUGAUGUCGUGAAGUUUUUAUGCUUACAGACAGGUGAAAUUUCAAAAGAAUCGAUUAUACACUUUACUCUUAAUGCAAUGAAGAAAUUACUGAAAGAUCAAACAAAACAAUAUAUAGAAAAUGAAGUACGUUUAAGUCUACCUAUAACUGUAUCAUCUUUUCAACAACAACUACUUCAUUGUCAUCGUGGUAUUGAUGUACGCAUGUGGUUAAAUGAUAAAACUAAUCGAACAAGAAAAAUAUGUUUUUGCCCACCAAGUUAUUAUGGUGAUCAAUGUCAAUAUCAAAAUCAACGAAUAAGUUUAUCAAUUAAAUUUACAGCAUCUGCUAAUUCAUGGCAAAUGCUAUUUGCAAUUGUUAUUUUAUUAAUUGAUGAUAAUAAUGAACAAGUAAUUCAUUCUUCUGAACAAUUUACUUAUUUAUCAAAACGAGAUUGUCACAUAAAAAAACAUCAUAUUAAUUUAAUUUAUUCAAAUCGACCAAAAAAUCAAACAAAAAAUUAUGGCUUACAUAUUGAUAUUUAUGAAAAAGAAUCAUUAAAUUAUCGUGGAACUUUUUAUUUUUCAAUUCAAUUUUCAUUUUUACCUGUUCAUCGUUUAUCAUUAGUCGUUGGUAUUCCAGAUGAUAAUAAUAUUAAUUUUGAAAGUUGCUCAGAUUUUCCAUGUAUCAACGGUAAAUGUAUUAAAUAUCGAAAUAAUGAACAAAAAAUAUUUUGUCAAUGUAAUAAAGGAUGGUCUGGUCGCUAUUGUACAAUUGAACAUUCUUCAAUGUGUUCAUUUGGUUCAGUAUAUAUCGGUGUUUCUCCUAAUAAUCAAUCAAUAUGUAUUUGUCCUAUGAAUAAAUUUGGUGCUCGAUGUCUUCUUAACAAUAUAAAUUGUCAAAAUAAUCAAAAUUUAACAUGUAAAAAUGGUGGUCUUUGUAUUCCUACAGAUGAAUAUAUGAUAUCAAAGAAACAAUUUAUAUGCAUUUGUCGAAAAGGUUAUUUUGGAGAACGAUGUGAAUUAGAAGAUAAUAAAAUAAUUUUAUCAUUUGAGAAAUCUAUUAAUGUAGCACAAUCAAUAUUUAUUCAUUUUAUUGAAGUUAUGGAUAAUGAUAAACCAUUCAGAUCGACUACAUUUCAAACAAUUCCUAUUAAACAAGAGUUUGUUACGAUUUAUUGGUCAAAGCCAUUUCAUAUUGUUUUUAUUGAACUUCUUGAUAAAAGUUAUUAUUUAACUUUGGUUCAAAAUAUUUAUAAUCAAUCAACAACAAUUAAUCAAAUGAUAAAAUCAUCAGAUCAUUGUAAACAUACAAGUGAAAUAUUUAAUGAUAGUAUUGCUAAAUUAGAUCUUAUUCGUCGAAUAAAAUAUUAUCAUUUACCAUGCCAAAUGUCUUCAUUAAAUCUUUCUUGUUUUUAUGAUGAUAUUCAUCUUUGUUUAUGUUAUGAUUAUUAUAAACUACGUCUUGCUAAUUGUUUUCAAUUUAAUCACAGUAUGAUAUAUGAUUGUGCAGGUCGAAGUGUUUGUCAAAAUGGAGGUGAUUGCUUUCAAGAUGCACUUGAUUGUCCAACAAGAUCAAUAUGUGUUUGUCGCUUAUGUUUCUUUGGGACACAAUGUCAAUUUAGUACAAGUGGAUUUGGUUUAUCACUUGAUGCUAUUUUAGGUUAUCAUAUUAUACCAAAUGCUAAUAUUAAAUAUCAACCAGUUAUUGUAAUAUUAAGUUUAAUAUUGAGUAUUCUAUUUAUUAUUGCUGGUUUUAUUAAUGGUAUUCUUGCUAUGAUAACAUUUAAAAAUAAAACUGUACGUGAUAUUGGUUGUGGUCUAUAUUUAUUAGGUUCCUCAAUAACAACUUUACUUAUCAUGAUUUUAUUUGGAUUAAAAUGUUGGAUACUGAUUUUUUCACAAAUGGCAAUGAUAUCAAAUCGAACAUUCUUAAAUAUUCAAUGUAUUACUCUUGAUUUUCUUCUACAAUCAUGUCUUCAUAUGGAUCAAUGGUUAAAUUCUUGUGUAGCUGGUGAACGAGCAUAUACAAUAAUAAAAGGUACUCGUUUUCAAAAGAAAAAAAGUAAAAAAGCAGCUAAAAUAAUAAUUAUUAUUCUUAUUAUUCUUAUCAUAAGUACAUCGAUUUAUGAUCCGUUUUAUCGACAUUUAAUGGAUGAAGAAAAUGAUAAUGAAAUAAGAAUCUGGUGUAUUAUUACUUAUUCAUCUAGUUUAAAAACAUUUCAUUCUGCAAUACACAGUUUUCAUUUUAUUGCUCCAUUCGUAAUAAAUUUAGUAUCAUCUAUUGUUUUAAUAACAAGAAAAUCUCGUCAACAAUCAAAUUUACAUACUGAUCGAACUUACUAUCAACUUUUACGACAACAAUUAGGUGAACAUAAAAAUUUAUUAAUUGCUCCAGUUAUAUUAGUCAUUCUUGCAUUACCACGUUUAAUAAUAUCUUAUGUAUCGAAAUGUAUGAAAUCAUCAAAUAAUUCAUGGAUAUAUCUUAUUGGAUAUUUUAUUUCAUUUAUUCCACCGAUGCUUACUUUUAUUAUAUAUGUAUUACCAUCGAAAUUUUAUAAACAAGAAUUUAAUAAGAGUAUUGAACGAUAUCGAACUAACCUACGAAGACGUUUACAGAAUACUUCAACAAGAUAA
Molecule: messenger RNA, 4701 nt
Organism: Adineta steineri
Lineage: Eukaryota; Metazoa; Rotifera; Eurotatoria; Adinetida; Adinetidae
Source: the annotation of a GenBank genome assembly